Messenger RNA from Gadus chalcogrammus (walleye pollock), 938 nucleotides. RefSeq names its product rho guanine nucleotide exchange factor 7-like. Lineage: Eukaryota; Metazoa; Chordata; Actinopteri; Gadiformes; Gadidae. The record is from RefSeq and is a predicted model, not a curated record. The transcript has 6 exons. Gene Ontology annotation, molecular function: protein binding. Bases 162 to 938 code for a protein of 258 amino acids.
AGAGAGAGAGAGAGCGAGCGCGCGCAGUGGCGACUCGAUGGUCGUUUUUCAGAGAUGUCGGAGAAGAGGUUGGUGAGGGGGAUACCCAUACGUCUCUGGUGUAAAUAGGCACACCAAAACCUCAUGUUUCACCCCCUAGUCUCCACCAUACGGACGCAGACAUGAAUUCGGCCGAGCAGACGGUAACGUGGCUCAUCACGCUGGGGGUCCUGGAUUCACCCAAGAAGCGGAUCUCGGAUCCGGAGAGCUUUCUCCAGUCGUCCCUGCGGGACGGAGUGGUGCUGUGUAGACUGCUGGAGCGGCUGCGACCCGGGACGGUGCUGGGCAAAGUGUUCUCUGACCCGCGAGCGGAGAGCGAGUGCCAGAGUAACAUCAGCGAGUUUCUGCAGGUCUGCAGCGUCUUCUCCGUGGAGCCCUUUGAGGUCAGCGAUCUCCUGCAGGGCCAGGACAUUUCCAGGGUUCUCACCUGCCUGGUGGCCCUCAACAAAGCUACCGAAGAAAGGGGUCCGGCGGAGGACGACGUGUGCCUGCGCCACCCCAUCUCCUCAUCGCGGAUCAAGUCCUUUGAGUCCUUGAACACUCAGUGCCAGUCCUCCAAGCUGCUGCAGCCGCAGUACCGAAGCCUGGACAUGUCAGAGGGCAGUGGGUGUGGCCAGACGCUAGUGAAGGCCCGCUUCCCCUUCCAGCAGACCAAUGAGGACGAGCUGUCCUUCUCCAAGGGCGACCUCAUUACCGUCCUGCGGCAGGAGGAGGGGGGCUGGUGGGAGGGGGCCCUCGGGGGCCGGACCGGGUGGUUUCCGAACAACUACGUGCGGGAGGUCAAAGACAGCGAGAAGCUGCUGUCUCCAAGGUCUGGCACCUUGAAGAGCCCCCCGAAAGGCUUUGACACCACCAUCGUCAACAAGACCUACUACAAUGUGGUGAGCAUCACACAUUAA